CCGAAGUAAAUACCCUGAAGACAACACUUUUUCUCUUAAGCAAAACAAUACUACUUAUACAUACACUAUCAUUAGUGAAGGAUUUUAUCCACCAACAAGCAUAGUACAUUAUACCGCAGCUUUCUCUCGUAACGGAACUAAAUACAAGAUUCCGGAUAAUUAUUUAGUACAAACAAGAUGGGGCAGAGGACGGUUUGAGGAUAAUGGCCAAAAAUUUGUAAUAGAAUCGAAGGAUUCUUCGACUAAAGCAGCCAAUGAAUAUUUACAAUCUAUGAAAACCAAACAUUCCCGCGCAUUUUCAAUGCAAGUUGGUACUGUCUUUAAAAAUGUAAUUCCAAAGUUCUAUAAUCCGGUUGAUCAACCAGCCCUUCAAGAGUUACGAUUUAAUGUUCAAGAGAAGGAUUAUGUUGUUAGUUUCCAUAAAAAUAGAGAAAAAAAUAAUCAACAUACUGAAGCAAUUACAAAAAUUAUUGAUCAAAGUCCAAUUUCUAGAGAUGCUUGUAGAAAGUUAGCUGCUCUUCAAUAUGAACUACCACGUGAUCAUGCCAUUUUAAGUACUAGGAAAAAAAUUAAUGGAGAGAUGAGUCAACAAAUUCCUAUUUCAAUUUUAAACAUUACAGAUAUACCUCUUACAUUUAUAGCUACAAAUGA
Messenger RNA from Racocetra persica, 651 nucleotides. The record is from the annotation of a GenBank genome assembly. NCBI's taxonomy places the organism in Eukaryota, Fungi, Glomeromycota, Glomeromycetes, Diversisporales, Gigasporaceae.